Molecule: messenger RNA, 417 nt
Organism: Porites lobata
Lineage: Eukaryota; Metazoa; Cnidaria; Anthozoa; Scleractinia; Poritidae
Source: the annotation of a GenBank genome assembly
AUGGGUGAUUUCAAUUUGAAUUUAACUAACUUUCAACAUCACCAAAACACUGGCGAAUUCCUUGAUGGCUUGCACUCGUAUAUGUUUUUUGCCAUGAUAACACGUGCCACCCGAAUAACUUCUCACACCGUAACAUUGCUAGAUAACAGUUUUGCAAACACAUUUUUUUAUCACUCGAGAAGUUGUUUAUUGAUUACCGAUAUCUCUGAUCACUUACCUGUUUUUUCGAUUCAUUCAAAUAAUGACUCUUCCAACAGCCACGCUCAUGACCCUGUGGUCAUUCGAGACAAUAAUAAAGAAAACUUAGCGAGUUUUCUCGAAAUGCUAAAAGAAAUUACCUGGUCCUCCCUUGAUGGUUAUCAUGACCCCAAAAACGUUAAUAGUAUUCUGAAAGUUAUAAUGUGUGCUUCCCUAUAA